GCGGGGGACCGUCUCGGGCGCCUUCGUGUUUGAUUUGCUGGAGGGGCAACAAGUGGUAGGGGUGGCGCGUGUCGCGAGGUGGUUGGGGCCACUCGCUCUUGCGGUUCUGAGACGCGGCAGGCUCGCAGCCGCCGUCGAGGUCAUUUCUCUCUCUCUCUCGGCGCUCGUUUUUGAAAAGUGAAGGUGAAAAAAAAAAGGGGAGGUUGUUUCAUUACAGAUAACCGCUGUCGAAGAAGGCAAGGGGGGACGACGGAUUUGUGUCGCAGAAAUAAAGAGGUUCUGAGUUGCCACAGGAACUGAUUUAUAAGGCCCGGUUGCCCUGCAAUGCUCUUUCAAUAAAGGAAAUAGAGACAACCAAAGCCUUGACGUUCAAGGGACAAGCUCGAGUGUCAGCAUGAACUCAGACAGAACCUUCAGCAGUAAUGGAUUACCCCACAAUGGUUCUCUCGGUGUAGGUGGCGAGGCGCCGGUCCGCACGCAUCCCCGAUCCGUGUCGGCUCUUACCAUUAACGUCAAGCGAGUGCAAAGCACACCUGAUAUUCCGCAAUGCACAGAGGGUGGCGCGGUCAAGGUGAUCAGUGGGAAGGGGUCAGUGACCCUGAGACCCUCUUCGUAUGGGGGUCAGCAGGGUCGCCGCAGCAAGACUGACAGCUGGGAAACUUGGACUGACUCGAACCUCACAAGUCCUGAUCACCAAUCAAGUGAAUCAGACCGCUGGGGCUCCGGUCCCGUGUCCCCUGCUCCAUUCGGAGCAGCGAACGGGGACGGGGGAAACUCCUCGCUGGCGGCCAAAGGCUUCCGCAGCGUGCGGCCCAACCUCACAGCCGCUGAGAAGAAACAGAGCCGCUCCGGUGCGGCCACGGCCGGCGGUAAGCGCGCGCCGCUGGCGCCCUUCCGACCCGAGCCCGGCGUCGCUCCCGCACCCACUCAGUCGUUUGUUGAGAUUGGAAACGCGGAGGUCACUCCCUCCGAGCGGAAGAUUUCCUCGAUCAAACUUGCCCCCGUCAAAACCACCGUCACCACCACCACCAGCAGCAGCAGCGGGGGUGGCGGAGGCGGCGGUGGUGGCACCCCCGCCACGGCUGUGGACAAGGAGAAGGUAGUGGACGCCCUGACGGACGCGGCUAACCGCGUCGGCAAGGAUUUAGUCGACCGGCAAUUUGCUCCGCCGAUGCAAGGAUCUCGCCAGGGUGUGACCCCAUCUCAUCAGCAGCUUACGGGAUUGGGCAGUGUGAAAGUGACCGUCCAAUCGGAAAGUGCCCACCGCUCUCGGGACGCCGGCCAUUCGGAGCAGGCCUCAUCGCCCGUGCCGCCACUGGUGCCGGUCGGGCCGCGGGACUACGGGCCUCUCGGCGGCCCGCCCGGCCACCCGCCGGCCCCCGUGAGAAAUGAGUCGCCGGCCUCGGCGCCCGAUCGCUUCCCCACGCUCGACGACUUUAUCCCGCCGCACCUGCAGAAAAAGCUGUCUCCCGCUGACGGUCACUCGCACUCGCUUCUCGAGCCCGAAUGGGAGGUGUCAUCGCGCACCGUGAGCGAGUCGUCCACGGCUGUGCUGGAUGACCUCCUCCCGCCACUCGCUUCCGAGGUCACGGACCACUCGGUCACCCCCUCACCAACUCUCACGGAGGAGCGCGCCCUCACGCCUGCCCACCAAAACGACGGGCAGGAGUAUUCCGACGGUGCCUUGAAAAGUAGCUUUUCACCGACGCACAAGUACACGAGUUACCAGAGCUCAUUCAGCACCACCUCGUCACAGCCGCAGAACACACAAGACCGGGUGAUGUACACGCCCACGGAGAAGCUUCCGGCGGGCGCCGUGUACCAGACGAAGACGUUUGAGGGCGGCACCGUGCACACCGACACGUUCUACCCAGCCGCCGGCAUGUCCAGCGAGGAGAAGAAGGUGACGGUGCUCAAGGCUCCACACUACCCCGGCAUCGGGCCUGUGGACGAGAACGGCGUCCCCAUCGCCGUCCGUACCACGGUGGACAAGCCCAAGGACUGGUACAAGACCAUGUUCAAGCAGAUUCAUACGGUGCACAAAGCUGGAGAUGAUGACUUUGAACACUACACGCCCACUUCUGCAGACUGGGAAAGCACCUCCUACGGGGGCCCGAGCAGCCCCAUUCAGAAGCACACGGCGGCGCCGGCGCAGAUGUACAUGCCACGGUCGCGCAGCUUGGCCGACGGCCUCGACGCGGACCCGCGGCCCCAGCAGAGCGGCGGAACGCCGCCCGCGCGCCCCGCGCCUCCCACGUCGCGCUCGUACUCCGACUCGGAGAGCUGGCGCAGCGGCGACGCGAACAAAGACGCGGGCAGGGAGGCGGCGGCGGCUGACGAGGCGCGGUUCGGACGCACGCUGCCCUCGCCCACCAAGAACGCGUGGGCACCGCCCGACACCAAGGUGGACACGCGGCGAUACCGCGCCGAGCCGCGCAGCAUCUUCGAGUACGAACCGGGGAAGUCCUCCGUCCUGCAGCAGCAGAAACAGACUCUGCUGAAGGCGUUCGAUCCGAUGCCGUACCCCGUGCCACCCGAGCCGAGGGAGCGCGUCUCGUCCGUGCGCGACCGAGGGCGGGAGCCUCACGGCGCCGACGACACCGGAGAGAUAAGGCGAAUUAGUCCCGAAGAGAUAGACCUAGAGAAUGAACCGUGGUAUAAGUUCUUCUCCGAACUGGAGUUUGGUCGUCCGCCUCCUAAAAAGACUUGGGACUUUGGAUCGGGAGACACUGUCACCCUUUCUGUGGAGGAUAGAAAGAAGGAGCUGCACAACAAGCUUCUGAGAAACCAGGCUGAGCUAGAGUCAGUUUUGCGACAGGCCGAGGAGUUUUACAAAGAGCAGGAUAGCAGAGUGUACAAGUUUUCAGUUGGCACUCUUCGAAUCCCACCCAAACAGAAUGCGAUCUACAAAUCCUUCUCGGAGAAAGCUCAAGAGAGACCUCACAGCUCGCUGGGCUCGAGACAGUGGCCGUGCGAGGGCUCAGGAGGCCGCCCUUCCUCCAGUGCCUCCUCCACGCUCUCCCCACCGUUGCCCAGAGACUCUGAUCUCGCGCGGCCACACUCGGCCCAGAGCUUCAGCUACGGCACCGGCAGCAGCAACGCCUUCCUUGACCGCCGGGGCACGCCGGAAGAUCUGAUGCGUCGGCACAGCAGGGAGAUGCGACAGCCAGCGAGGGCAAAGUAUGACUUCAAAGCUCAAACACAAAGGGAGCUCUCAUUCCAGAAGGGAGACAUUGUGUACGUGACUCGCAAGAUCGACAAGAACUGGAUUGAGGGGGAGCGCCACGGAAGAGUGGGAAUCUGCCCGGCGUCAUAUCUGGAAAUGCUGCCACCCACCGAGAAGCCACAGCCCAUGAGACAGCCGCCGAUCCAGGUGCUGGAGUACGGUGAGGCGGUCGCGCGCUACAACUUCAAUGCCGACACAAACCUGGAGAUGUCCUUCCGCAAGGGGGAGUGCAUCACUCUGAUCCGCCGCGUCGACGAGAACUGGUACGAGGGUCGCGUGCCGGGCACCAAUCGCCAGGGCAUCUUCCCGGUCUCCUACAUCGACGUGGUCAAGCGGCCACGCGUCAAGAACGGCGUGGAGUACCCAGACCCACCGCCGCCAGCGCAGCGAGCACAGUCGGGGCCACAUCCCAAAAACCCAACCCCUCCGCCCCUCCCUUCCUCCUACCUGCCAAGCCACCCCGUCAACCCGAAAAAGGCAGCCGAGCUCCAGGCCGUCACGUCCGAGUGGAUCAUGCUCACGCUGGGCGUGUCGCCCCAGAACACCCCGACCCCGCCACCCCUCCCCUACCCCGACGCGUUCAUUAACGAGCCCUCCCCCGAGCCCGCCCGCGCCUGGGACGGCGGGCGCUACGGUAGCCUGAGCCCCGUUCGCGGUCACUUUCCACCGCCGAGCAAAGGCGACGAAUUCACGCUCCGCGAGCCCGUUUCGGCCGGGGGCUACUCCGUGUCGCCCAGCAGCCCGCCCGCCAUCCGUGUCACGCCAUCCUCUCCGCAGCAACUGACUCCCCAGCAGCUGACUCCUCGGCAAGGUCGCCCGACGUCACCUUGCAAUGACGCUGCUGGUGCUGCAGCUGCUGAACAACGAUCCAGGGUCAUUCGCUUUUCUGACGAAGGCAGAGCCAGUGACGUCGCAGCAUCGGCAGCGGCGGCAGCAGCAGAGCGAUACUCCAGCCCGGCCAGCCGGCAGGCUCUGGCAAAUCCGAAUCAAAAUCAGAACGCGCACACCAGCGGGAAGCCUCAGCAGCACUCGAACGCGGGCGGCAAGGUACCAAGCGCCGAAACCAACGCCGCGAGUCACGUUGAAAGUCGGAGCGAGGUCACAAGUCAGCAGAGAAUCGCCACUCCUUCCGCAGAGCAUUCCCAGGACGGCGGUAUUCCCGCGAGCGCCCUCCAGUCCUACUACGUGAAGCAGCCCUCUCAGCCGUGUCAGCAGAGGCCGUCGCCCGAACAGGACGUUCACACGAAGGCAGGGCCAGCCAUCGAUGCUCAGGCCCCGUCGAGCAGUAGCGGUGCACAGAAGUCCUCCGCGGAGGCCGGUCAGCAGAAGGAGGCGUUGGACUUUUGCUCGGCCCAGGAGCACGCCGUGGAUGGGCUCAUGCAGCUCCUCAUCAGGGAGGAGCACCACGAGGAGGUGAAGUCAGUGUGUUACUCUGGGAAUGUGGAGAGCAGCCAGAGCCACGAGCAAGCCCUCCAUGCUGGCACGGGAUCCCACCCUCUGUCCACUCACACCUCCACGUCCCCGUGUGUCUCCUCACACCCCCCACCCCCUCCACCUGCCCACACUGGCGUCAGACUAUCACAGAAAAGUGAAUUUAGACCGGCCAGGGUCAAGUCGGAGAGCAUGGUGACGGGGAAACCACCGCUGAGCCCCGUGGCGUCGCGCCGAUCCACUGACUCGCCAGUCCGCGGACGCGCCGGCUCCCCCGGACGGAAUGUCCAAGGUGAUUUGAGUUCAUCACCAGAGCUCACAGAGUGCGAACAGAGCUAUGUGCAGCAGCAAGGACCCGGAUCACAGACAAUCCACGACAGCUUUUACACUGCUGCCGAACCGUUCCAAGCCAUGUACAACUACCGGCCACAGAACAAGGAUGAGAUUGAGCUGACGGAGGGCGACAUUGUGGACGUCAUUGAGAAGUGUGAUGACGGGUGGUAUGUAGGUACAUCCAGAAGGACGAAACUCUUUGGCACCUUCCCAGGAAACUACAUGAAGCCCACACCAUGUUAAUCCCGGGGCAUUAGGCUUUUAAACACCAUCGUGAAACCGCAUUUGUAUCUCUUUUUUUCUAACAAAAAAACCCCCCUUCAAACGGAUACCUAUUCGUAAAGGAAAUGAUUAUUAUUAUUAUUGCAGUUGUAUUUUCGGAUAGCGUCGUCAGUUGUAAUUAUCAUUGUAAUCAAGGUCCCAGUAAUCAUAAGCCUCGCCGUUGAUGUAAUCUUCAUUACAGUACAGUACUUCAUUACUCUGCCACUGUCUUGAGUCUGCAAUUUUCAGAGCAGUGUCUCAUCUGCAACAACAACAACAGCCACCAGAAAACAAAAAGUGACUCAUUCUAAAACAUAGCACGAGUUGCCUUAAUUUAUGUCUAUUAUGACUGCUAGAAUCACUCCAAACAUUUGUCCCUUUGUGGGAAUAUACUAAAAAUAUCCACAUAAAGAAAUCAGUUAAUGAGCUGUAAUUAGCGAAAUGUUCUUUCAAAACGUAUAUUUAUUAUUAGUAUUUGUUUACUUGCUUCCAUUGUACAAAAUACCCAUUUGAGACACUGGAGCCCAAGGCAUGAAGCGGUUUUUCAUCACAAUUCUGCCCCAUUUUGGUGACAUGAUGGGCCGUCUUCCAGAAGGUUGGCCCGCAUUCAGGGCUAGGCCGUUUGAAUUUCGCAGUCUAUGAGAGGCCCCCUCCAAGACCGGGCGAACCAAAUUUUCCACUGGUGGAAUGGCUCAACUCAAAAGAGACAAAAGUAUUUUUUUAUAUAUUGCUCUUUAUUAUUACUCUUAUAUGUGUGCGUGGGCAUAUGUUCAUAAUCAUCAUCGUCAGGCAUUGAGUAACACGACUUUGUGUCAAUUUAGUAGUGGUUGCCCAAUUGGAAGGGGAAGUUGUGAUGGGCUGGGCAUGUGUGCAGGAUGGAGGAGGGCAGGUUGCCAAGACAGACAUUUGAGUGGGCACUUAGAAGUGGGCAACCAGGGUGGCAUUGAGACUGUCAGAAUAGUCCUCCGAGGACUGGUGAUGAUUGUGCAACAGUUAAAGGAACAGACGGGAAGAAGGAUGCAAAUUAUGAGAUGUGAUAUAAGCCUGUGAUGAUAUCUUGACCCGUACAAAAGACAAACACGCAAUUGUGGCAGAGCGAUCAUUAGCACAGUUGGCUGCGUACGGUGCGAAAUAAGUUCAACAUACAUAGAAUUGUGUGUUUGUUGUAUAUGUAUGUGACAAGACUACAGCUGUACUCUGGUGCUGUGGCUUUCGUUAAUCUCUUUUUUGCAGAGUGGGGUUAGCGCCGUGAAAACAUGGCCAUAGCUUCGAGAACGAAUUCACUGUUGUGGAAUGGCUCUGCGGCAGGAGAAGCUAUUUACUCACACACGUACACGUGCGUGCGUGUGGCUGAUUGGAUCCUCAUUGUUUGGCUCCAUCUAAGGCAAAAUUUACUUUCCCCUCGCCUAGCUUAAGAUGGGAUGCAAGGUUUCAUGUGGAAUGGUAGCAGGACGUAUUCCUCCUGGCAAAUUGGUGACACUUUUUUUUUACAUGACUGGGGCAGAAUUGGUUUCCUGGAAUGUACCAGUAGUGGGAUUGUCACAGUUGAAUUGUUCAUGAAUUGGGCUUCAUGUGUUCUAUACAUAUAUAUAAAAGUACAAUACAACAUUGAAAUUGGAAUCCCGAAGGACUUUUAAAGGAUCACAUUGUAAUUUUGAAUGCCUGAAUUAUUACCCUUUGGGUGUUCAUGAUAUUUUGUAAGCUCAUUAACUCAAUUAAACAUUAUUAGAAAAGAGAAUUUACUAAAUAAAAUCAAAACGAUACCAACAGUUUACGUUGGUGUUAUUUACUACUCAAAUGAACGAUUUGUUUGAGACGGUAAAUGGAAAGUGAAAUAAGUACAAGCACAUCAGGGAUAGGGAAGAUAGAAAAAGAAAAGUGGAAGGUGGUUAGAUGUUGAAUGUAAUAAAUUAUUGGAAUGAGGCUUAUUGUGUAAUUUUAUUAAUUAACAAUAUUAUAUGAGUGGCUGGAACUCUGAUCAAUCCCCACCAGCUGGUUAAUGUUAACGUGGAACUUGCAUUGGUUACGUUCCCCAUGAUACUGGUAAAUAUUGUCGAUUGAAAUUCUGUCCAUGUACCAUAGUCCAUUAACCAUCAUGCAAUUCAAAUUUGUAAACCACCAGACCUCAGCUUUGAGACAUUUAUUUUUGUACAAAUUGUAGUAAUUUAGAGCUGCGAUGCUGCAUUAGGAAUUCCUUGUAAAUGUAUCAUAUUUUGUAGCCUUAUGGUAAUAAAAUGCAUUACACAUUAACAAAAAAGCAUUUAAUAUAUAAGUAAUUUUACACUUAAGUAAUACUGUAUGAAAUAUGUUUUAUCGUGUUUAGUGCUUGAAUUAUUAACGUUGCAAAGUUGUGACAAGCAUUUUUUUUUAAACAAAACUCAUCUACCAUCUUUUAUUUUGCGAGCAUUUAAUCACACCGUUGAAAUUAAUACUCGGCGCUAUGUUACAUUGUUAAACAUCCAACAUUUUGCAGUUAUUCGAUCGGCAGGUUGCACGUGGUGGGGUAAAAGUGUGGGUACUCCCACCUCUUCCAAGACGUCUGGCCGGCGUGGAAGAGUAGGCCAAUCACCCUCUAGAGGGGGCUCUGUAGAACUCCGUUUACUAGAGGCUCUAUCCGCCAGCAGCGACGUAAGAAAUUGCAGGGCCGCGCCUUUACCUUCACCAUCAUUUUUGCAGUGUUUGUGAUUCCUGUGUGUCAUACUGCAGUUUAAAGUACACAACUCUUUGUACAGUAUUACCAUCAGCCUUCCUUUCGUGAGGACCACCCUACCCGUUAUUUAUCAAAGGCGUGCGUGCCUUGCAGUCAGCAGAAAGGAAUGUCACAAACAAGUUGUGAACUCUCACGUGUGACCCUCCCACACGCGUGGGCUCGAAUGCCCUUCCUGAAUUCGUCAAGCAAGUUACGUCGUGUUUUCUGUGGGUCAUUACAACACAGGUUGGCUAUGCCUAUGUAUCUAAUUUGUAUAACUGUGCCUUUUGAUUUACCUUUAAGUCUCUUACUGAAUAAAGACUUUGCUUAUUUGCAGCACGUUUGGGAAAGAAACACGUCACUGACUGUAUUCACUACUCGGAGGGGUUUUAAGUUAAAUGAAAUAGGGGUUAUAUAUGCAUGAAGAGCUAGGUGGAUUUUUCACUAUUUACACAUGUAUAGUAAUUGUCUAUUGAAAGAAAAAUCUAUCUUUUUUUUGUUACAUUGUUUUAUGGCCUCGAAGAAGAUGGAUCAGAGGCUAGCCACUACACAGAUAUAUGGAAAGAAAAGAUGUAGUCUGGACAUUGCCAUAAAAUUCAAGAAUGGAUGGAAACAAUUCAAGGACGUAUUGCUUUUCAAACAAAACGCUAAAGUAGAACUGCGAAGGACACGUGGCAUGAAGGACAGACAGCAGAUGGACAACGAGAACUACUUAGCUGGCAACCAAGAGAACAAUUAGGAAUGAUGAGGCCCAGACAUUUGCAAGCUUGAAAUGAUCACAAGUUGCAAAAGAUGGAGUGGAGUCAUUUGAGAGAAUCCUUUAUCAUCCUGCAGCAGACUGAGAAUAGCUGAUGACUUCGUCGAACACGUGUUUAACAAGCACGCCGAUUCACUUUCACUUAAUUAGAAAAACGUGUAACUAGUAUUGCAAAAAAACACUGCACCCCUUGAUGGUAUGUUAUUAUAUAUGCUGUCGCGUAGAAUAGUUUCGGAUGAGCUUAUUUGAACAUUUAAAAUACAGCAAUCGUUGAACUAGAGUUGGGUAAUAAUUUGCUUUUGAAACUUCACUUGCAUAUGAUAUAUGUGGUAUCUGAAUGUAGGAGUGGAUUGCAUAGAAGCACACGACUGCAAAAAUUACAUACUUGUGAAUUUAGUACAAUAUAGCCUAUUUUAUGUUGUUUUGGUAUAGAACAAAUUGCAUUUGUAUUUCUUAUAGCGAGUAAUGUUUCUGUUUUGGCUUGCAAAAUUAUAUACUAUCAGCAUACACUAAAUGUGCUUUAUAGUACUAAAGAGUUUGUCUGCGCAACUUUAUUUUACUUUGCGAAUGUUAAAUGCUAAUUUUUAAAUGAAAAUACAUAUUGUGUAAUCUUGCUGUAGCAAUUCAUACCUAGGCCCAUCCCUCCAAUCAACAAAGUCCCCAUUUACAAAACCUUUUGCCAAUGUAUUGACAAACACUUGGCAAAUAUGAAGUUUCUUUUUGUACAUAUGUGUAAUGAAUAAAUUUGUACAGCAUGAGGUUUUUUUUCGUGUAUAGAAUUUCAAGAUUAAUAUAUAGUUCUGACAGAUCUUUUAGUGACCUUGGCUUAAGACUUUUUUUCUUUGGCAUACAAAGUGGCCUUACAUGGGAAUCGUUUGUCAGAGAUGGCGUUUUUUAUGUUUGUGCUCUGAAGGAAAUGGAAUGCCAAGGCUCUCUGGUAUGAAAACUAAAAAAAACACUGUAUUA
This is a messenger RNA of Lethenteron reissneri (Far Eastern brook lamprey), 9663 nucleotides long. RefSeq names its product sorbin and SH3 domain-containing protein 1-like. Gene Ontology annotation, molecular function: protein binding. The record is from RefSeq and is a predicted model, not a curated record. NCBI's taxonomy places the organism in Eukaryota, Metazoa, Chordata, Hyperoartia, Petromyzontiformes, Petromyzontidae.